This is a messenger RNA of Coregonus sp. 'balchen', 7813 nucleotides long. NCBI's taxonomy places the organism in Eukaryota, Metazoa, Chordata, Actinopteri, Salmoniformes, Salmonidae. The record is from the annotation of a GenBank genome assembly.
AUGUCAGGGUCAGGGUUUGACAACCUCAACACAGAUUUCUACCAGUCCAGCUACAGUGUAGAUGACCAAGGGCAACCUGCUGGAUAUGGCUACAGUAACACAGAAGAUCCCUACAAACAGUAAGUUUUGUCAACCUGUUAACAGUGCAUUAAGCAUGAAGUGCUGUGAGAGGCUCGUUAAGGACCAUAUUACCGCUGCCUUACCUGACAUCCUAGACCUAGUACAAUAUGCAUACCGUCCCAACAGAUCCACAGACGACGCAAUCACCAUUGCGCUGCACACUGCCCUAUCCCACCUGGACAAGAUAAAUACCUAUGUAAGAAUGCUGUUCGACUUCAGCUCAGCCUUCAACACCAUAGUGCCCUCCCAAGCUCAUCACUAGGCUCAGGGUCCUGGGUCUGAACCCCUCCAUGUGCAACUUGGUCCUGUACUUCCUGACGGGCCGACCUCAAGUGGUGAAGGUAGGCAACAACACCUCCGCCACGCUGAUCCUCAACACGGGAGCCCCACAGGGGUGCAUGCUCAGCCCCCUCCUAUACUACCUGUUCACCCAUGGCUGCGUGGCCACGUACGUCUUCAACUCAAUCAUCAAGUUUGCUGAUGACCCAACAGUUGUAGGCCUGAUUACCAACCACGAUGAGACAGCCUACAGGGAGGAGGAGAGAGCCCUGACAGAAGUGUUACAAGGAAAAUAACCUCUCCCUCAAAGUUCCUCUGUGUGCACAUCACUGAUGACCUGAAAUGGUCCCUUCACACAGACAGUGUGGUGAAGAAGGCGCAACAGUACCUCUUUAACCUCAGGAGGCUGAAGAAAUGUGGGUUUGCCCCUAAGACCCUCACAAACUUCUACAGAUGCACUAUUAAGAGCAUCCUGUCAGGCUGUAUCACCACCAGUUACCUCAAUAGUACUGUCUGUAACCGGGCAGGGCUCUCCAGAGGGUGGUGCGGUCAGCCCAACGCAUCACCGGGGGCACACUGCCUGCCCUCCAGGACAUCUACAGCACCCAGUGUCACAGGUAAGGCAUAGAAGAUCAUCAAGGACCUCUGCCACAUGAGCCACAGCCUGUAUAUCCCUCUACCAUCUGCAAGGAGACAGUACAGGUGCAUCAAAGCUGGAACCGAGAGACUGAUAAACAGCUAUCUCCAGGCCAUCAGACUGUUAAACAGUCACCACUAGCCGGCCUCCACCCAGUACCCUGACCUGAACCUAAGUCAAUGUUACUAGCCAGCUACCACCCGGUACUCUACCCUGCACCUUAGAGACUGCACUAUGUACAUAUACAGUACCAGUCAAAAGUUUGGACACCUACUCAUUCAAGGGUUUUUCUUUAUUUUUACUAUUUUAUACAUUAUAGAAUAAUAGUGAAGACAUCAAAACUAUGAAAUAACACAUGUAGUAACCAAAAAAGUGUUAAACAAAUCAAAAUAUAUUUUAUAUCUGAUGCAGCACUCCAUCACUCUCCUUCUUGGUAAAAUAGCCUUUACACAGCCUGUAGGUGUUUUGGGUCAUUGUCCUGUUGAAAAACAAAUGAUAGUCCCACUAAGCCCAGACCAGAGGGGAUGGCGUAUCGCUGCAGAAUGCUGUGGUAUCCAUGCUGGUUAAGUGUGCCUUGAAUUCUAAAUAAAUCACAGACCGUGUCACCAGCAAAGCCCCCCACACCAUCACACCACCUCUUCCAUGCUUUACGGUGGGAACUACACAUGCAGAGAUCAUCCGUUCACCCACACCGCGUCUCACAAAGACACGGCGGUUGGAACCAAAGGACAAAUUUCCACCGGCCUAAUGUCCAUUGCUCGUGUUUCUUCAAUUGCAGUUCUCUUCUUCUUAUUGGUGUCCUUUAGUAGAUGACCUGGCCUCCACAAUCCCCCGACCUCGACCCAAUUGAGAUGGUUUGGGAUGAGUCGGACAGCAGAGUGACGGAAAAGCAGCCAACAAGUGCUAAGCAUAUGUGGGAACUCCUUCAAGAUUGUUGGAAAAGCAUUCCAGGUGAAGCUGGUUGAGAUAAUGCCAAGAGUGUGCAAAGCUGUCAUCAAAGCAAACGGUGGCUAUUUGAAGAAUAUAAAAUAUAAAUAUUUUGAUUUGAUUAACACUUUUUGGGUUACUACAUGAUUCCAUGUGUGUUAUUUCAUAGUUUUGAUGUCUUCAAUAUUAUUAUACAAUGUAAAAAUAAAGAAAAACCCUGGAAUGAGUAGGUGUGUCCAAACUUUUGACUGGUACUGUGUGUAUAUGUAUCUCUGCAAAAAAAGAAAGGUCCCCUUUUCAGGAUUUGUCUUUCAGAGAUCAUUUGUAAAAAUCCAAAUAACUUCACAGAUCUUCAUUGUAAAUGGUUUAAACACUGUUUCCCAUGCUUGUUCAAUGAACCAUAAACAAUUAAUGAACAUGCACCUGUGGAACAGUCAUUAAGACACUAACACCUUACAGACGGUAGGCAAUUAAGGUCACAAUUAUGAAAUCUUAGGACACUAAAGAGGCCUUUCUACUGACUCUAAAAAACACCAAAAGAAAGAUGCCCAGGGUCCCUGCUCAUCUGCGUGAACGUGCCUUAGGCAUGCUGCAAGGAGGCAUGAGUACUGCAGAUGUGGCCAGGGCAAUAAAUUGCUAUGUCCGUACUGAGACGCCUAAGACAGCGCUACAGGGAGACAGGACGGACAGCUGAUCGUCCUCGCAGUGGCAGACCACGUGUAACAACACCUGCACAGGAUCGGAACAUCCGAACAUCACACCUGUGGGACAGGUACAGAAUGGCAACAACAACUGCCGGAGUUACACCAGGAAUGCACAAUCCCUCCAUCAGUGCUCAGACUGUCCGCAAUAGGCUGAGAGAGGCUGGACUGAGGGCUUGUAGGCCUGUUGUAAGGCAGGUCCUCACCAGACAUCACCGGCAACAACGUCGCCUAUGGGCACAAACCCACCGUCGCUGGACCAGACAGGACUGGCAAAAAGUGCGCUUCACUAACAAGUCGCGGUUUUGUCUCACCAGGGGUGAUGGUCGGAUUCGCGUUUAUCGUCGAAGGAAUGAGCGUUACACCGAGGCCUGUACUCUGGACCGGGAUCGAUUUGGAGGUGGAGGGUCCGUCGUGGUCUGGGGCGGUGUGUCACAGCAUCAUCGGACUGAGCUUGUUGUCAUUGCAGGCAAUCUCAACGCUGUGCGUUACAGGGAAGACAUCCUCCUCCGUCAUGUGGUACCCUUCCUGCAGGCUCAUCCUGACAUGACCCUCCAGCAUGACAAUGCCACCAGCCAUACUGCUCGUUCUGUGCGUGAUUUCCUGCAAGAAAGGAAUGUCAGUGUUCUGCCAUGGCCAUCAAAGAGCCUGGAUCUCAAUCCCAUUGAGCACAUCUGGGACCUGUUGGAUCGGAGGGUGAGGGCUAGGGCCAUUCCCCCCAGAAAUGUCAGGGAACUUGCAGGUGCCUUGGUGGAAGAGUGGGGUAACAUCUCACAGCAAGAACUGGCAAAUCUGGUGCAGUCCAUGAGGAGGAGAUGCACUGCAGUACUUAAUGCAGCUGGUGGCCACACCAGAUACUGACUGAUACUUUGGAUUUUGACCCCCCUUUGUUCAGGGACACCUUAUUCAAUUUCUGUUAGUCACAUGUCUGUGGAACUUGUUCAGUUUAUGUCUCAGUUGUUGAAUCUUGUUAUGUUCAUACAAGUAUUUACACAUGUUAAGUUUGCUGAAAAUAAACGCAGUUGACAGUGAGGAUGUUUCUUUUUUUGCUGAGUUUAUAUAUAUAUAUAUAGUGUGGGAAAUGUUUUCCUGGCACAUGUUAGGUCUCUUGAUACCAAUUGAGCAACGUUUCCAUGCCCCGAAGAAUUCAGGCUGUUCUGGAGGCAAAGGGGGCGCCGACGCGAUACUAGAUGGGUGUACCUAAUAAACUGGCCACUGAGUGUGUGUGUGUGUGUAUAAUAUAUAUAUAUUCUGGACUCUGACAUUGCUCGUUCUGAUAUUCCUUUUCUUUAUUUAGAUUUGUUGGUAUUAUGUGCGUAUUGCUAGGUAUUAUUACUGCACUGUUGGCGCUAGAAACACAAACAUUUCGCUGCACCUGCGAUAGCAUCUGCAAAUAUGUGUAUGCGACCAAUAAACGUUAAUUUGAUCUGUCACUUUUCUAACUCGAUGUGAUCUGAGAAUAGCUACACAUUAGAAAAGCCUGUCAACAAUUUGAAAAACAAUUCAUUUGUCCCUCUGAUUUUUCGCAAGGGCCUGUUUUUCUACUUCUGUUCCCAUGUUGCUUACUAGAUUGAGACAUGACAUGUUUGUGUUUAACCUCUACGGGAUCGGUGUCCCGUAUACGGGACGGUUGAGCUAACGUGCGCUAAUGUGAUUAGCAUGACUGUUGUAAGUAACAGCAAACCUUCCAGGACAUAGACAUAUCUUAUAUGGGAAGAAAGGUUAAAUUAUUAUUGUUAAUCUAACUGCACUGUCCAAUUUACAGUAGCUAUUACAGUGAAAAAAUACCAUGCUAUAGUUUGAGGACAGUGCACAACAACAAACGUAUCACGGCAACUGGUUUGAUACAUUCACCUCUGAAGGUAAAUAAUGUACUUACAUUCAGUAAUCUUGCUCUGAUUUGUCAUCCUAAGGGUCCCAGAGAUAAAAUGUAGCAUAGUUUUGUUUGAUCAAAUCAAUUUAUAUAUUCAAAUGUAGGAACUGGGUUCUACAGUUUUAACCCCUGCUGUCUCUGGCUCCACGACCACCCCGCCCGGCCAUCUAGAUGUGUGAAAGUUAGUGAAUAAGCUUAUGAUCUAUCAUGUAUGACAUUCCUGGGAGUGUGUAAACUUACAUUUUGUAUUACCAUAUACUUUUUGUAUGUUCUCUAGUUAUGUACUCUAAAAUGUAUCAAUUGACCAAUUCGGCACAUUUGGGCAGACUUGAUACAAAAUAGUCCAGUAUUGCAAUGCUUCACUGGAUCAAUCUGAAACUUUGCACACACUGCUGCCAUCUAGUGGCAAAAAUGUGCCUAAACCGCAAUAUUAUAUUGUGGCCUUUCUCUUGCAUUGCAAAGAUGAUGGAACAAAAAAAUUAAUCAAACGCAUGUUUUUUUUGUUUGUAUUAUCUUUUACCAGAUCUAAUGUGUUCUACAUUAAUUCACAAUUCCCCAAACUUCAGUGUUUCCUUUCAAAUGGUAUCAAGAAUAUGCAUAUCCUUGCUUCAGGUCCUGAGCUACAGGCAGUUAGAUUUGGGUAUGUCAUUUUAGGUGAAAAUUGAAAAAAAAGGGUCCAAUCCUUAAGAGGUUAACAAAGCCAUGGAUGUGUUCUGAGAAGUGUGCCUAUGUCUCCACCCAGGGGUCAAUAUGGUCAGUAUGACUACUCCCAGCCAAUGGGAUACGCAGCCCCAGGGAUGAUGCAACCUCAGCAGCCCUACACCGGCCAGAUCUACCAGCCCACACCAGCCUUCACACCUUCCCCCACACAGUCCAUGUAUGGCAGCAGCUUUGACGACGAGCCCCCGCUGCUGGAGGGUAAGGAUAACCCAGUGGUGAGACUCCACAGGGGAAAAGGGUGGUAAAGAAUGCUAACCCAAUUGCUUGAUCCCAGAUCAAACCCUUUCCUCCACCUCCCUAGGCACCUUUGUUGAUCUGAGAGGAUUGGCUAGCUAAGCAAUAUGGCAGAAAUUCCCCUUGACCUAUCAGAAGCCAGGUGGAGAUUUUCGAUUGGAUCCUAUCCUCUCAGACCUACACUAGUGCAUAGGGGCUAGAGCAUAAGGCCUUCAUACUUGGGAUCAAUUGGGGGAAUUAAAUACAGGAAUUUCACAAGGUGAAAGAGUGGGCAGAGGUCAGGGGAGCACUAUGAUGGGUUUCGGAUGUCUUUAAAUCAAAUGUUAUGUCACAUGCUUAGUAAACUACAGGUCACUAACAGUGAAAUUACUACUCUGGCCCUUACCAACAACGCAGAGAAAAAUAUACAAAUAAUGAGGAAUAAAUACAGUAACGAUAACUUGUCUAUAUACACGGGGUACCAGUACCGAGUCGAUGUGCAGGGGUACGAGGUAAUUGAGGUAGAUAUGUAAAUAUAGGUAUGGGUAAAGUGACUAGGCAACAGGAUAGAUAAUGAACAGUAGCAGCAGCGUAUGUGAUGAGUCAAAAGAGUUGGUGCAAAAAGGGGCUCAAUGUAGAUACUCCAGGUAGCUAUUUGGUUAACUACUGUAUUUAACUAACUAUUUAGUGGUCUUAUGGCUUGGGGGUAGAAGCUGUUCAGGGUCCUGUUGGUUCCAGACUUGGUGCAUCGGUACCACUUGCCGUGUGGUAGCAGAGAGAAGAGUCUUACUUGGGUGGCAGGAGUCUUUGACAAUUUUUAGAGGCUUCUUCUGACACCGCCUGGUAUAGAGGUCCUGGAUGGCAGGGAGCUCGGCCCGAGUGAUGUACUGGGCCGUACGCACUACCCUCUGUAGCGCCUUGCGGUCGGAUGCCAAGCAGUUGCCAUACCAAGCGGUGAUGCAGCCAGUCAAGAUGCUCUCAGUGGUGCAGCUGUAGAACUGUUAGAUCUUUAGUGGGAUCUGUUCUGGAUCCAUGUUGCAUUCCCUCUGAGGGGAAAGUCUAGUUAAGUCAGAGCUGCCCAGUUAUCCAGCUGUGUGCACUAAAUGGGUCAGCAGUCAGGGAGGAGUCACCAGAGCCAUCCUGCUAAACUGGUGAAUGGCUCCAAGUAAGGUGAUAAUCUUAUGUUGGAGGAAGGCAUACAUCUUCCACUCCACUCAUCUGAUCCAUUGGUGUCAUAAUGAGACACGUGUUCUCGUCAUAAAAAAAUACAGUUUUCCUUUGCUUGUAAUGUCUCUUAAAUUUUAAAGUGUAUUUCAUUCUAGGGGGUAUAUAGAUUUUUUUCAGACUAUUGUAUGAUUGAGUGGUCCCAACUCUCACCCAACCCUUUGUCUUAUAUCUGACAUUGUUUUAAUAUCCUUUCAUGCGUUUGCCUCAGAAUUAGGCAUAAACUUUGACCACAUCUGGCAGAAGACACUGACAGUACUCCACCCCAUGAAGGCAGCAGACGGUAACAUUAUGAACGAGACUGACCUGGCUGGACCCAUGGUGUUCUGUCUGGCCUUCGGCGCCACCUUACUUCUGGUAAGAACUAUUCUAUUGAUGCAGUACAGCACUUGAACACUUACACGGGAUCAGUAUGUAUUUGUCAUUUUACCGUGUGCUAUAAGAUUGGUUGUCCUGGGAAUAGAUGACUAUAUGUAAAAGCAGAUUUCUGAUGAGUUGUCUACAAGUUCCUGUCUCUGUCUAUCUGCUACAGACAGGAAAGAUCCAGUUUGGCUAUGUGUACGGCAUCAGUGCCAUCGGCUGCCUGGGGAUGUACUGCCUCCUCAACUUAAUGAGCAUGACCGGCGUGUCGUUUGGCUGUGUCGCCAGCGUACUGGGCUACUGCCUGCUACCCAUGAUCCUCCUUGCCAGCUUCGGAGUCAUCUUGUCUUUACAGUAAGUACAAACAUGGGCCUGAGAAGAGGUUAGCUCCAAUAUAGUAAGGUCCUCUGUCACUAGAAUAUAGAGCGGACCGGUGGAUUGUAAGUGUCAGGUGGUGCACAACAUCAUUUUAUAAUGGGCCUUUGACUUUUCAUGCUCUUAUUUGUUUAUGGCGAAUUAAAGUGCAAUUAUCUUAAUCAAUCCAGGUUUUCCACCACAAAAAAAAUUCUGCCAAGGUAGUGUGGUUGGGGUGAUCCGGGGGCAUGCCGACCUUUAACUAACUGUUCUAACUUGCUUUUCUUUACCUUUUUCAGAGGCAUGUUUGGAAUAAUCAUCGCAGCCACGAUAAUUGGCUGGUGCAGUUUCUCUGCUUCCAAGAUCUUCAUCUCGGCCCUGGCCAUGGACGGACAGCAGCUUCUG